Molecule: messenger RNA, 1182 nt
Organism: Prunus avium (sweet cherry)
Lineage: Eukaryota; Viridiplantae; Streptophyta; Magnoliopsida; Rosales; Rosaceae
Source: RefSeq, a predicted model, not a curated record
AAUUCGAAAUGUAGCUCUCUCACUCCUUACAAAAUCAAACUCACGAUUUCCUUGGAGCUUGAAACUUGCUUAAUUAGAGCUAAUUGCUUUCUAAUGUCCAUCCUUCAUUAUAAAUAAGGAUCCAAAUAUAAUUAAGUAGAUCAAGCAUAAUGGAGGAGCUGCUCAAGAUCCUAAUUAGUUCUGUGCUUGUGUGUGUACCUCUCUACUACUACAUUUUUAAGAUUCGUGUCAACAGCACGAAAAAUGAACGACUUGAUCAGCAUAAACUCCCACCGGGAAGCACAGGCUGGCCAAUCAUAGGUGAAACCCUCGAGUAUCUAAGGACAGGAAAAAAGGGUGUCCCAGAAAAGUUCAUAGCAGACAGGAGGAACAAGUACAAGAACUCUUCCUCCUCCUCCUCUGCGAAUUGCAAGGUCUUCAAGACAUCGUUGCUGUUCGAAGACAUGGCCGUGCUCUGCACUGCCGCCGGAAACAAGUUCCUGUUUUCGAACGAGAAGAAGCUGGUCAAGUCGUGGUGGCCGCCUCACUUGGACAAGCUCAUAUUUGCCAACUCUGCUCCUGACCAGAAAGCAAAAGCAUUCAUCACCGAAGAGUCCACGCGAUUUCGCAAUACUAUGGCUCCAUAUCUCAAGCCUGCAGGUCUCCAAAAGUAUGUUGGGACCAUGGACACUUUCACCAAAAAACAUCUGGAUAUGUACUGGGAAGAUGGAAAAGAUGAUGAUCAAGUGAUCAAGGCUCACCCGCUUGCAAAGAAGUAUGCUUUCACAAUGGCAUGCAGGCUCAUGUUAGACACAGAGGAUCAACAAGUAUUUACCAAACUAGAAAACCUAAUGAAGGAUUUGUCUUCAGGGUUCACUUCAUUGCCAAUCGAUCUGCCCGGCACGCAGUUUAACCGCGCGAUUCGAGGGUCCAGGCAACUCAGGGAAGAAAUUAAGAAUAUUGUCACUCAAAGGAGGAUACAUCUUUCCACUCGUAAGGUGGACGAAGAUGUUGAUGGUUUAGAUAUUUUGUCCAGCUUGAUCAUGGACACAAGUAGCGACGGGCAAGGGCUGAGCGACUCGGAGAUUGCCAGCAAGUUGUACGGCGUUAUAGUUAGUGGCUAUGACAAUUUCAGCAGCACGUUGGCUACCAUUGUCAUGUAUCUAGCAGAGCUUCCUCAUGUCUACGAUGCCGUCCUUAAAG